Fibroporia radiculosa is the source of this 1341-nucleotide messenger RNA. RefSeq lists its product as uncharacterized. The record is from RefSeq and is a predicted model, not a curated record. Gene Ontology annotation, molecular function: FAD binding. NCBI's taxonomy places the organism in Eukaryota, Fungi, Basidiomycota, Agaricomycetes, Polyporales, Fibroporiaceae. Bases 1 to 1341 code for a protein of 446 amino acids. Gene Ontology annotation, biological process: secondary metabolite biosynthetic process. The transcript has 9 exons.
AUGGGCGAAAAGAAGAAGUUCAAGGUUGCCAUCGUCGGUGCUGGUAUCGGUGGUCUAAGUCUCGCUUUAUCGCUCUUGAAACUGAGCACGGACAUCGAUGUUGACCUUUACGAGUCCGCCGCUCAAUUGACGGAGAUAGGGGCCGGCUUGAGUUUAUGGCCGCGGAUUGAGGGUAUAUUGCAAAGUCUUGGGAUAGAUGACGAUGUGAAGGCAUUCACGAUGCAUAAUCAAUUUGUCAGCUUUAAUUUCCGGAGAUCGGACCAGGAGAAUACAAUCGCAUUUGGCGAAGAGAACGAGAGAGGCAAGUUCUUCCGUCUCAUGAUCCAGCGUUCUGUCCUUCGCAAGCACAUCUCGUCCUCAUUCCCCAUUCACUUCUCCAAGAGGCUUGAAUCCUACUCAGAAUCAAGCACAGGGCAGAUAACCCUUAGUUUCCUUGAUGGAUCCACGGAAACGUGUGAUGUCCUCGUUGCGUGCGACGGUAUCAAAUCCGUUGUGCGUCGGACCAUGUUCACCACUCUUUCAGAGCAGGCAGAGCAUCGUGGGGACCCUCAGGCGGCUGCGAAGUUUGCAUCUUACGUGGAGCCCGUGUGGAGCGGAUCCAUUGUAUACCGAUCUCUCGUUAAGACUGAGGCUCUGCAGAAGGCCCACCCAGAGCACAUAGCUGUGAAAUCGCCCAUACUGGCUUUCGGCAAAGACAAGCAUCUCGUAAUCUAUCCAGUUUCGAAAGGAAGCUUACUCAACGUGGUCGCCUUCUCUACCAAUCCGGAAAAUGAAGGCACUUUUGUUCCUCAACCGUGGGUGAAGAUGUCCUCCAAGGAGCAGCUCCUUGCCGAAUAUCAAGGGUGGGACCCGGAAACGCAAGCGUUGCUGAACUGCGCAGACAAUGUUUCGACCUGGAUACUCCACACUGUUCCGGUGCUGUCUACCUAUGUUAGCGGACGAGUGGCCCUACUUGGUGACGCUGCGCAUGCUAUGACUCCACAUCAAGGUUCCGGAGCAGGGCAAGCUUUUGAGGACGCUUUCAUUCUCGCGAAUAUUCUCAGUCAGCCCACUGUCACCCUCGAAACCCUCCCUCAGGCUUUGCAAGUAUACGACGCAAUCCGUCGUCCGUUCUCCCAGAAUGUCCAGGCAAUGUCUCGCAUUACGGGGACGGUCUAUGAUCUCAAUGAUAAAGUUGUCGAAGAACUUGUUGGCCAUGAUGGGAUCUCAAAACCGCUAUCUGUAAACGAGCUGGAGAUACUCGGUCAAAAAGUGGAAGACCUGAUGUCGUGGCUCCGAUCUACGUCGGCUCUGGAUGAACGUGCAGCGGCACUAGAAAUGUUAAAGACGCUAUCACAGUAG